AUGUGGACACUGGCCUCGCUGCUGCCCGCUCAUUCCCGGGACCUGGUCGGGCCGCUCUACCAGCAAACUAAGCAGAUGCUGGAAGAUCUGAGCGUCGAAGCCGAUGAGCAUAGCAGCGUCAGUACCGCACUGGCCCAGGCAUGGGUCCUGGUCUGCGGAGACUUUAUCGAGGUGGAGGAGAGGCGCCGAGUGUUUUGGAUGACCUAUUUCCUAGACCAUGUCAUCACCAUGCGUGAUGACUGGCCGAUUACCUUGAAUGAACAUGUGAUCGGCACCCGACUUCCCGCUCCAGACGCCGGGUUCCAAAGCGGGAGCCACGGACUGGGACCGUUCUUGUCAGAAGCCAUGACGGAAGCCAUGACGGAACCCACCCUCAAAGUGCGGUCCUCGUUUAACGAGUGUCUUAUCCUGGCCACCAUCUGUGGCCGUAGUCUUCUGCAAAGUCAACGGUAUCAUAUCUCGAAAGCCUAUGGGGACAUGACCAUGGACUGGACGGAGCAACGCCGGUGGCUGGAUAGCAUCCUCACGAACCGACUCCAAGUCUUGUCGCAGUGCUACUCAGCAUCCACAGAAUCUAACGACUCCCUUCUGUUAUUCGCCAACAUUCUCGGCCAGGAGACGGUGAUCUACUUCUGCAAAGCGAUGACCGACACGGCCGCGGGGCUGGGCUGGAUGGCCCUCUCAAUGGGAAUCCCGACUUCCACCCUACGGGAGCUGCCAUUUUCGAGGGCCCACCCAUUGACACCGAUCCCACUCUUUCUCUGUGCCGAAUUCCUAUACAACGACAUGCACAACGAGUCUUUUCAGCCGCGAUUGCAGGAGCUCUUCCACGUUCUUCGCGAGCUGAAGAACGUCAACAACCCCAAGCAGAGCUAUCUGGAUCUGCUUCCACGUUCCUGCAUCUCUAAAACCGCAGAGCUAUUCAGUCAUAGUAAUCAGACCACACUGAACCGAUCCGCCGGGUUCUUGUUCACCACCCAGUGGAUGCUGCUCUUGUACAGCCCGUCGGUGAUCCGAUUGAUGAUAUCCAAGACCACCACAACUUCCAAGGUGGACCAGACUACCUCUACUUCUACCUCUACGGAGGCCACCCAGCCUCCUAGCAGCACUACUCCUGCCAACGACCACGAGCCUACCCAGCCUGGUUUGGCCGAUAAUUGUGACAAAUUUCACUUCGUGGUUGAUGGUGACAGCUGUGAAAAAAUUCAGAAAGAUGCUAGCAUCAGCCAAGCGCAGUUCUCCAAGUGGAACCCUUAUAUCAAUGACAAAUGUUCUAACCUUUGGCUGGACUACUACGUCUGCACCCACGUUCCCGGCGCCGAGACCGUUGUCUCUAGGGACCAGUGUGACACCAUUGAGGCCAACAACCAGAUCACCGACAAGCAAUUCCGCAGCUGGAACCCUGCUAUUGAUGACAAGUGCUCCAACCUGGUUCUCGAUCUCUUCGUCUGUGUCCAUGUUCCUAAUGCUUCUAGCACCCAUGGACCUACGCCGCAGAUGCCCAGCCUCGAUCAGAACUGCAAGAAGUACCACAAUGUUGGUGAUGACGAGGGCUGUUAUCAAAUCAACCAGGAUGCUGGCAUUACCCUCAGCCAGUCCGCAAGUGGAACCCCACUGUUGAUGCCCAGUGUAGCAACCUCUGGGCUGGUUAUUAUGUCUGCACUGGUGUAUAAGCGGUCUCUGUAA
This is a messenger RNA of Penicillium arizonense, 1686 nucleotides long. RefSeq lists its product as uncharacterized. The record is from RefSeq and is a predicted model, not a curated record. The coding region runs from base 1 to 1686 and encodes 561 amino acids. The transcript is spliced from 9 exons. Lineage: Eukaryota; Fungi; Ascomycota; Eurotiomycetes; Eurotiales; Aspergillaceae. Gene Ontology annotation, molecular function: DNA binding; zinc ion binding. Gene Ontology annotation, biological process: DNA-templated transcription.